Messenger RNA from Cyprinus carpio (common carp), 1988 nucleotides. Its product is annotated as partitioning defective 6 homolog alpha-like. Gene Ontology annotation, cellular component: apical plasma membrane; cell cortex; nucleus. Gene Ontology annotation, molecular function: protein kinase C binding. NCBI's taxonomy places the organism in Eukaryota, Metazoa, Chordata, Actinopteri, Cypriniformes, Cyprinidae. Gene Ontology annotation, biological process: centrosome cycle; establishment or maintenance of cell polarity; regulation of cellular localization. The record is from RefSeq and is a predicted model, not a curated record.
CCCGCCCACAACCUGGACAAAUCAGUCCAGUCCAGCCUGUGAAGCAGUACUGCGGAUCGCGACUGUCAGUUCAACUCAUGCUGCGCACACAAUCUCUGGCUGCUGACUCCUGUAUCUAGGGGCACUCUCGUGGGAUACUGCCCGUGGGAAUAUAUAUAUAUAUAGGCUAUCGCAAACAUGUCACGGCAUCACAGGACGCCGCUGAAAAACGAGGAGAGUGUGGUGGAGGUGAAGAGCAAAUUUGAGGCGGAGUACCGCAGGUUUGCCCUGAAGAAGAAAGGAGCCGGGGGCUUCCAGGAAUUCUACCAGCUGCUGCAGACCAUUCACCGGAUCCCCGGAGUGGAUGUGCUGCUGGGAUAUGCCGACAUCCAUGGAGAUCUACUUCCAAUCAACAAUGAUGACAACUUCCACAAAGCACUGUCCUCGGCCAAUCCGCUGCUUCGGAUUAUCAUUCAAAAGAGAGAUGUAGAUGACUCCGUGCCCUUCCCAACAGGCUCUCUUCAGAGAAGAAAAAAGGGCCUAGCUGGUCUGCAUCAACCAAAGCAGAGGUCCAAACCAUCGCUGCUCAUCGGCCUUCCGCAGGAUUUCCGGCAGAUCUCUUCUAUCAUAGAUGUGGACAUCUUACCCGAUACGCACCUCCGUGUCCGUCUGCACAAGCAUGGCACCAACAAACCCCUCGGCUUUUACAUCCGUGAUGGCGUCAGCGUCCGCAUCACUCCCCAAGGCGUGGAGAAAGUUCCCGGCAUCUUCAUCUCUCGCCUCGUGAAAGGUGGUUUAGCAGAGAGCACAGGAUUGCUGGGUGUCAACGACGAGAUUCUUGAGGUGAAUGGUAUCGAUGUGGCAGGUAAAUCACUGGAUCAGGUCACCGACAUGAUGGUGGCGAACAGCCACAACCUCAUCGUGACAGUGAAACCCGCAAAUCAGCGCAACAACACGAUGCACCGUUCGAGUAAAACGUCUGCUGGCAACAGUUCAGCUGGCUCGGGAGGCUCCGCCCUCUCACAUGACUCCGCCCCCAGUCCCGCCUCACAGAAUACCAGCCAAUACAGCAACAGUGUGGCUGAGGGCGACAGUGACGAUGAUACUGACCUCAUCAUCGAGAACGACAACCUGUCGACGUACACGCCACACCGUAUGACUAAUGGCAGUGGCAGCCAUGCCAACGCCCUAUCGUCGGGUGCAUUUGCACACAGGCCCCUCCCACAAAGUGUUUCCUUGCCCAGUAGCAGCUCUUUAAGCUCCCUGACCACACCUACACACAACGGCAGCCCCACCAAGACGAGCAGUAGUCAAGAAAGCAUGAGAGAGGACGGCAACUUCAUUACGUUGUGAGCUACAGAAGGUUUCACAACGCAGUUGAAGCCUUUACGCACAUUUAUAAGAAAAUGAAGGAACUAUUAUAUUAUCAACUAUUAUUUUUCAGCCAUUACUGUCACAAACAACAACCUAUUCACAAUCUUUCCCGUGAAUGAGGACCUUCGGCCCAGAUUACACAGAUUGCACAAUCUAGCCCGUGUGUGAGGGCAUGUGGCUGUCACUGUAUGGAAGUGCCUUAUGGCUCUCCACUCCUCUCGCCUUAGUUAUUUUUUCUCCUUUUGGGACAAAUCGACCAUAUUCAUUUGUAUUGACUCCGAGGACAGUCAAUAAGAAGUGUGCUAGCUGCUACUGGGGUGCCUGACGUUAUCACUUGCACCUCAGAGGAUGUGAUGACUGUGGAAAUGAUAUGUGUCUUGUUUUGGAUUCAUCUCACUUUUUAUGAUGCCUCUUGCAUUGAUGAUGAUGGUAAUGAUGAUGGAGUAGGAGGAGGAAAAUAUAAAAGUGUUAAACCAGAUCCGAUCAGUGUUGAUUAUGCUCGUUUGCUCAUCUCAUCACAUUCUGACGCUGAUCAUAGUUUCUGAUACUGAAAAUGUCUACCAAAAUGUGCUCUACAUGAUUAUUUUAAAAUGUGGUUAUUUGCAAUCAAGUCAUCAAUUCAAAGUGUUUAUUGA